Thunnus maccoyii (southern bluefin tuna) is the source of this 2793-nucleotide messenger RNA. RefSeq names its product interleukin-1 receptor type 1-like. Gene Ontology annotation, biological process: signal transduction. The transcript has 12 exons. Lineage: Eukaryota; Metazoa; Chordata; Actinopteri; Scombriformes; Scombridae. Gene Ontology annotation, molecular function: interleukin-1 receptor activity. The record is from RefSeq and is a predicted model, not a curated record. Bases 334 to 2268 code for a protein of 644 amino acids.
AAGCAUGUUUCUCCCUGUGCCCUUUAAAAAUGCUACAAAAGCUGCGUAGCAAAAAUGUAUAUGGUGUGAAUCAUCUGAACAGCAGGAUUCAUGUUGCUCUCCUCCCAGUUAUUGCUCAACAGAUUAGGACACAUGCUGGCUUUCAAAAGAUCCAUGAAAAGGAAAUUGCAACAUGUGCUCAAGUCUCCACAGAAGAGGAAGCCAGAGCUGGGGAGGAAACUUCUGAGCUCAGAUUUACGUUUUUUUAAAGCAAGAAGAUGUUUUUACGAGAUUUUCAUGUGACCUGAGGGGGCUGUUGCCUAUACGGAAGGAGUAGAAUAACAUUAGACGGCCAUGGGCCUAUGUUCUAAACUGGAAAGCCUCCUGUUUUUCCUUGAGCUUUACGGGAUCUGUUCAGGAUUUCUACAAGAGAACUGUACCAACUACAAGCUCCAGUUUGAGAGGGUUUUCUCUGUUCCCGGGGAGGUAGCUAUGCUGAAUAGCACCUUGGUGUCUCCAGAUGUCUUCAACUUCACCUCAGUGCCUUAUAACAUCACCUGGUAUGAGUCAAAGACUGGCAGAGAGCUGAGCAACCAGCCUGGUCAAAUCCUGGUGCAAAGGGAGACUCUGUGGUUGCUUAACGUGACGCUGGACGACGACGGGGAAUACAUCACCAUAGUGAGGACUCCUACUCGGUGCUACAGGCAGACCACCAGGCUGGAGGUGAAUCAGCCAGAUGCUGGAGAGUGUGUGAGGCCAAAAAAAUCUGGUCAAACGCUUAUGGGGGGAGUGGAUGACAAUCUGUCCUGCCCUCUGAAAGACUAUAUAAAGAAACUGGACAGCUACAACAUCACUUCCUCUAUCAAGUGGUACAAAGAUUGUAACCUCAUAGUAGAUGGGAAGGACAAUAUUACCUACUGGGACAAGACCAAACUGAUGAUUAAAGGGGUGAUGCCCCACCACAACGGCUCCUACACAUGCAUUCUUACCUUCACCCUUGGUGGCGUCACAGGAUCUGUGUCAGAGACCAUUGACGCUUGGGUCAAAGAGGACUAUUGUUUGGUUCCGGAAGUGCAGGAACCAGCCAAUGAAAUCAUCAAGGCAGAGAUGGGGUCCAGUUUCAAGCGGAGGUGCCUGGUGUUUGUGCCGGGUGGCGGGUGGCCCAUGAUUGAUAUCUUUUGGUUGGUCAGAAACGAAUUCGUUUUCAGCACUGACCCCUCUGACCAUUUCUACACAUCAGAAACACGUAUGUGGAGUCAGGACAGUCCCAGAAAAGGUGUGUGGUUGGAGCGGAUGCUGAUGUUUUCUAAGCUGACGGAGAAGGAUUUCAACAUCAACUAUACCUGUCGCGCAUACAGUGACCGGGGAAAUCCUGUGGGAUAUUUUACUCUGUUACCAGCAGAGCCCGACCUCAUACUUCCCAUGGGAUUGGUGUUUGGUGGUGUGACGGUUCUCUUUAUCACCAGUGUCAUCGUCUACUACCUUUUCAAGGUUGACAUUGUGCUGUGGUUCAGACGAGCAUUUCCCAUCUUCUAUACCAAUACAGAUUUGGAUGGAAAGCUGUAUGAUGCCUACGUGGCAUACCCACAGAACUGUCUGGAUGGGUUCAACGAACAAGUGGAGACAUUUGCCCUUCACACACUGCCUCAAGUGUUGGAAAAGGCCUGCGGUUACAAACUCUUCAUAGCAGGCCGUGACUGUCUGCCCGGGCAGGCCAUAGUUGACUCAGUGGAUAACAACAUACAAGCCAGCCGCCGCCUCCUCCUGCUCUACAACGCCUCUACUUUCACCGGCAAAAGCCACACCAGCAGCGUUAGUAGCUAUAAUAACAACAACAUCUCCAAGAAUAGUGAUGGUAUCAAUAAUAAUGAAAGCAAGACCAGUGACAACAAUAGCAUGAGUUUUGAUGGCAGUGAUGGAGUCUACUCAGAUAUGAGGCAACAGUUGGAGUGUGUGGCAGCAAUGCACAGAGCGCUACUGGAUGCAUCUCUCAAGGUGGUUCUAGUUGAGUUGGAAAAGGUCACCCCUGCUCAGCUGGCUCUCUUCCCAGAGUCAGUGCGUCACCUGAGGAAGAAGCAGGGGGCUGUGUGCUGGUGGAAGAACCAGAGGACGAGGCAAAGGUGGAAGACAUGUAUGAGGAGAGAAGAUGAGGAGAAAGGCGGACAGGAUGCAGAGUUAUCGCCAUCCCUCUCCCCUUCCUCUAGGUUUUGGAAGAAGAUGAAGUAUCAUAUGCCUGUGAGGGGCAAGAGGGUGGUGUACCCUGAGAAAACUGCCCUGCUGAACUUGUGAUGGUGUUAUUACAUGUGUUUGUGAACUGCUGGACCAGAGGGAAGCUGGUUUCAGAUGCAAAUGUGUAUAGAGGUGAAUUCCCUAUCACACAGAAAAUACACACACACUGUUUUGUUAAUAUAAGUUGUGAGUCACGCUGUCAGAGUCAGGGUUACAGCAUGGAUGCAUUUCUGCACAUUUGUCCUUUGACUAUCAAUUCUUCUGUUUCAAGUAGCACAUCUAUGACAGCAAGUGGCUCAUAACUGUACCAUGCAGAGCAUUCACUGAAGCACAAAGUAACUGAUCUCAAUAAGGAGCAAGAUGUUUUGCUCAAAUAUGCCACAGCAGUACCUCACACCUGAUGUACAGAUCAUCACAGUGCCUGGGAUAUACUGCUGUUAGCCUGCCUCUGUAUGAACUGUCGACAUUCCCUGGGAGGUGGAGGCUGCAGAACGACAUGGACGAAGGACUGAUCAAACCAAAUGAUCAUGUAUGACUGUAAAAUGUACAUAUGUAUGAUGAAAAGUGUAAAUAUAUAGUUUUUUU